AUGCACAAACAUUAUAAAUCUGUGAACCCCACCGAUGACAUCAGUGUGAAGGCUGAAAAUGGACCUCGACCUAAGAAAUAUCGCUACGUAACUAAAGAAGGCAACUGUAACGUCGUGUUCCGCCAUGUUCCUGAGGAGUGGUUGCUGUUUGUGACCGACAUCUUCACCACAUUGGUUGAAAUAAGAUGGAGGGUGAUGUUCCUGAUCUUUGCCCUCUCUUACAUCCUGUCUUGGCUCUUCUUUGGCAUCCUCUUCUGGGUCAUCGCUCUUGCUCAUGGUGACGUGAAAGACGACACAAACGACCCCUGUGUGUACGAGGUGCGCAGUUUCACAGCUGCUUUCCUCUUCUCACUCGAAACUCAAACCACCAUCGGCUACGGCUUCAGAGGAAUGUCUGAGAACUGCCUGAUUGCCAUCAUCCUCGUCACUAUACAAGAUGUCAUCAGCUGCUUCAUCGACACCUUUGUCAUCGGCAUUGUUGUCGCCAAAAUGGCCUCGGCCAGAAAGAGAGCACAAACGGUGGGCUUCAGCAACUGCGCAGUCAUCAAUCUUCGCAAUGGUUACCUGUGUCUUUCCUGGCGAGUCGGCGACUUCCGCAGGCACCACCUGGUGGAGGGGACAGCUUGCGCUCAGAUAGUCCGCUCCAUAGUGCAUGCCACAGGGAAAGUGGAUGUGAUCUACGAAGACCUUGUCAUCCAGCAGAGGGACAUCACCCUGGUCACACCCACCACCAUCUUCCACAGGAUUGAACCCGGCAGCCCGCUGUACAAGAUGAAUUUGGUAGAUCUGCGUAAAGCAGACUUUGAGCUGGUGGUUUCAUUUACCUACACGGAUGAUUCCACAGGUAUGCUGCAUCAGACCCGCACCUCGUACAGUUCAGCUGAAAUCCUCUGGGGUCAGCUCUUCCAAGAGAUGAUCAGGGUCAGCAGGAGGUACUACAGGGUGGAUUACGCCUUGUUCAAUCACACUGCUAAGGUGCUGGUGCCUGAGGUCAGCGCUGAGGAGUACGAACAUAAGAAACAGCUGCGGCCCUCUCCCAGACAUUCCCCACGACAUACACCCAGAUCUUCCCCAAAGUCCUCUCCAAGGUCACAACGGCAAAAUCAUCAAGAAAAACUUCUGAAACCUCCAACAGUAACAGUGGAACUUGUGAGUGACAGCCACCCUGAACCGACUGUUUCAACAUCUCAGGCAGAGAGUCAACAUCAGCACACUCUGACUCUGCCAAAUGACCUCACGGGUACAGAGGUAUAA
Messenger RNA from Xiphias gladius (swordfish), 1254 nucleotides. RefSeq names its product potassium inwardly rectifying channel subfamily J member 16 (gene kcnj16a). Gene Ontology annotation, molecular function: inward rectifier potassium channel activity. The transcript has a single exon. The coding region runs from base 1 to 1254 and encodes 417 amino acids. The record is from RefSeq and is a predicted model, not a curated record. Gene Ontology annotation, biological process: potassium ion import across plasma membrane; regulation of monoatomic ion transmembrane transport. NCBI's taxonomy places the organism in Eukaryota, Metazoa, Chordata, Actinopteri, Istiophoriformes, Xiphiidae. Gene Ontology annotation, cellular component: plasma membrane.